This is a messenger RNA of Suillus discolor, 1059 nucleotides long. Its product is annotated as Metallo-dependent phosphatase-like protein. The record is from RefSeq and is a predicted model, not a curated record. The transcript has 6 exons. Gene Ontology annotation, molecular function: protein serine/threonine phosphatase activity. Gene Ontology annotation, biological process: peptidyl-serine dephosphorylation; mitotic cell cycle. Lineage: Eukaryota; Fungi; Basidiomycota; Agaricomycetes; Boletales; Suillaceae. The coding region runs from base 70 to 993 and encodes 307 amino acids. Gene Ontology annotation, cellular component: cytosol.
GGAAGUUACUAAGAACGCCCUUCGUACUCUUCUUCUGUCAUAAAACUUCUAGCACAACCCAAACCUAUCAUGGAGCACGAGAUCGAUGCCUGGAUCGAACAACUCAGUCAGUGUAAACAACUAACAGAAGCAGACGUAAAGAAAUUAUGCGACAAGACGAGAGAGAUCCUUAUGGAGGAGUCAAACGUACAGCCAGUACGAUGCCCAGUAACUGUAUGCGGGGAUAUCCAUGGUCAAUUUCAUGAUCUUUCUGAGCUAUUUCGUAUUGGCGGAAACUCACCAGAUACCAACUACCUCUUCAUGGGCGAUUACGUGGAUCGAGGGUACUACUCUGUCGAAACAGUAACUUUGCUUGUGGCACUCAAGUUACGGUAUCGCGACCGCGUUACAAUUCUACGGGGAAAUCACGAGUCCCGACAAAUCACGCAGGUGUACGGCUUCUAUGACGAGUGCUUGCGGAAAUAUGGAAACGCUAAUGUGUGGCGGUUCUUCACCGAUUUGUUUGACUACCUUCCCCUUACUGCCCUCAUCGAUAACCAAAUAUUCUGCCUGCAUGGCGGUCUCUCACCUUCUAUCGACACAUUAGAUCACGUCCGCUCAAUCGACCGUGUGCAAGAAGUUCCUCACGAAGGUCCCAUGUGUGACCUUCUGUGGUCUGACCCAGACGACCGGUGUGGUUGGGGCAUUUCACCCCGCGGGGCGGGGUACACCUUUGGGCAGGAUAUAUCCGAGGCUUUCAACCAUAAUAAUGGAUUGACCCUUGUCGCCCGAGCACAUCAGCUCGUCAUGGAGGGUUAUAGUUGGGGUCAAGAUCGGAAUGUCGUGACAAUCUUUAGCGCACCGAAUUACUGUUACAGAUGCGGUAACCAGGCGGCGAUCAUGGAGAUAGAUGAAAAAUUAUCAUACAGCUUCCUACAAUUUGACCCAGCCCCCCGAGCGGGAGAGCCGCUGGUUUCACGGCGUGUUCCGGAUUAUUUCCUGGUACGUCAUUGACUCUCAUAAAUGCGGAAUGUCGUAUGUCUAACCUUCCCCACUAGUGAUGUUUGCUGCCUGUCGAUA